UCUGAUUUUCGGCGUCUUCUUGUAGCGAGUCAACGAAGCUGCUUUGCACACUGAGCGUAUUAUUAUAUUAUGAAUAUCCACAAGAUCGUAGUAUGAAAUUAUAGAUCUCUGGUUGAAUGAGUUAAGAGACAAUCACUUAAACAUAACUUGUCACAAAAAUGGGUAUUAAUCCGCUGGGUCGUGACCCCCCCCAGUACACACAUAAAAGUUAUGUCUGGUUAUUAUUGUGAAGCCCUGUAUUGCCUUUUCCUAUUAGUUUUCGGCAGUGUACUAUGACACCCCCAACCCGCCCACAUACACGAUUUUCUCAGCCGUUUUAGACCUUUUUCAGUUGUCAUGGUUACAGUUUUGCGUCCAAAAUGGCGUCCUUGUUUGGGGAGCAAGUGUUUCAAGUGAGUGGCCAGGGUCCACCACCUUCCAAAGAUUUUUUCCAGCUUGUGAUUACCAAAGAUCGAGUUAUAUGGACAACAUGGAAUAUUUCUUUGCGACGAGAGUGUAGGGGCACUCCACCCAAACAACUACAGACAACUCAUCAAGAUUUCCUUCAUGAGAAAAUGCUUCAAUAUGAGGUUGGCUUUGUUUUCGGGGAGAGGAUCUUGAAUUACAUACGGUCACUUUGCCAAGGGAAGUUUGAUUAUCUGGAGCGCUUACCUGAGGAGAUAUUGCUCAGGAUCUUGUCCUACCUUGAGCUGAAAGAUACAACAAUCCUGGCACAGGUUUCACACAGAUUCCAAAGGCUCUGCAACUCUGAGGAGUUUUGGGAGCAGACUGUGAGGGAUCGCUGUACUGGAUUUACCUAUGACAUGGAAGGCAUAGCCAAUGCCAUGGGCUGGAAAAGGACAUUUUUCACAUUUUUCCACAAAAAUGUCAUUACAGAAGAGCAGUAAAAAGUAAACAAAUAAAUAAAAAAAUUAACUGUUUUAUUACUAGUCUCAAAUGAUUGCAUACAAAUGCCAAUAACAACUCAACAUUUAUCAAACAGCCUGUGUUUUCAGAAAUUUAGUGCUUUAAGGGUUUGCAAAUUUGUUAUAUCACAAAAUGUGCCAAAUCUUGUUUAAAACAAAUAAUUACUUCUGUCUUUUAAUUAUACUUUAAAAAACA
This is a messenger RNA of Melanotaenia boesemani (Boeseman's rainbowfish), 1101 nucleotides long. It is a transcript of the gene fbxo36a, whose product is annotated as F-box protein 36a. The record is from RefSeq and is a predicted model, not a curated record. Bases 360 to 887 code for a protein of 175 amino acids. Gene Ontology annotation, molecular function: protein binding. NCBI's taxonomy places the organism in Eukaryota, Metazoa, Chordata, Actinopteri, Atheriniformes, Melanotaeniidae. The transcript is spliced from 4 exons.